UCUCUUUCUCUGUAGGUGCCCGGCAGCCUGCAGAGGCCAGUACAGAUACCUGGAGUAUGAGUCAUCGGUCAGAUACCCUUCCUGUGCCCUCUGGCCAGACGAGAAGCCAGGUCCUCCGAGACCAGAGCAUCUAUACCCAGCUGCUGGAGGUGGCGCGGCACGUGCAGCAGACCGUGAGGGAGCACUUUGUGCAGCUGAACAGGCAGGGCCUGCUGCAGGAACGGAGGCACACCCAGGCCAUCCGUGAGCAGGAAGCCCUCCUAAGUCACUUACUGUGCCAGAUGAUCAACCUCCUACAGUCUGGGGCCACGAGUGGCCUGCAGCUCCAAGUGCCUCUUCCUUCCGAGGACUCUAGGGGUGAUGUCAGAUAUGGGCAGGGGACUCAACUAUCUGGGCAGCUUGAUCCAGUUCCCCAACUGAGUGAUUGUGAAGCUGCCUUUGUCAGUCGUGACCUGUCCAACCGUGGGACUGACAUCUCUGCCCUCUACCAGUCGAGCUUCCAGGACUAUAAUGCCUACCAAAAAGACAAAUAUCAUAAGGAUAAGAACACCUUGGGUAGAACAAGAGGAUCAAACUGAUCUUCAAUUCCUUCCAUCUCCAGGGCUUCAUUAACCUUGGCACCAGUGAGAACAAGCUCUGCAUUGACCUGAUGGCUGAAAGAUUGCAAGAAAGUGACAUGAACUGCGUUGAGGAGGCCUUGCUGCAGUACCCUGAUUGGAGAGGGCAGCCGUUCCUGCGGGAAGAAGUGGCCAGGUUCCUGACCUACUACUGCAGGGCACCUGCCCGCCUUGAUCCAGAAAACGUGGUUGUUCUAAAUGGCUGCUGCUCUGUCUUCUCUGCCCUGGCCAUGGUUCUGUGUGACCCAGGCGAGGCCUUCCUGGUCCCCACGCCCUUCUAUGGUGGUUUUGCCUUUAGCUCCCGCCUGUACGCGAAGGUUCAAUUGAUUCCUGUCCACCUGGAGAGUGAGAUCACUGUUAUACAUACCUAUCCUUUCCAGCUCACUGUGGACAAGUUAGAGGAAGCCCUGCUUAAAGCUAGGCUUGAGGGAAAAAAUGUCCGAGGCCUUGUGCUAACCAACCCUCAGAAUCCUUUGGGUGACAUCUACUCCCCAGACGCGCUGAUGAAAUACCUGGAAUUUGCCAAGAGGCAUGAUCUACAUGUGAUCGUAGAUGAGAUUUACAUGCUGUCUGUCUUUGAUGAAUCUAUCACAUUCCACAGUGUUCUCAGCAUGACAAGUUUGCCUGAUCGCAGCAGGACCCACGUGAUCUGGGGUACCAGUAAGGAUUUUGGCAUCUCUGGCUUCCGCUUCGGUGCUCUGUACACCCACAACAAGGAGGUAGCCUCUGUGGUCAGUGCCUUCGGCUACCUCCACAGCAUCUCUGGCAUCACCCAGCACAAGCUGUGUCAACUGCUCCAGAACACAGAAUGGAUCGACAAAGUGUACCUACCCACCAAUCGCUUCCGGCUCCGGGAAGCUCACAAAUACGUUACUGCUAAGCUGAAGGCACUGGAGAUUCCCUUUCACAACCGUGGCUCCGGCCUCUAUGUCUGGAUCAACUUGAAAAAGUACCUGGAUCCCUGUACAUUUGAAGAAGAACAGCUCCUCUAUCGCCGCUUCCUGGACCACAAGCUGUUGUUAUCCAGUGGCAAAGCUUACAUGUGUAAGGAGCCAGGCUGGUUCCGCCUCAUCUUUGCAGAUGAGCUCCCCCGGCUAAAAUUGGCCAUGCGUCGGUUCUGUGAGGUGCUGGAGGAGCAGAAGCAGGAUUUGAUAGUGAAGCAGCUGGAGGAUGCAAUGAGGGAGUAAGCCGCCUGCCUCCCAACCAGAAGCUCCAGCCUGUCACUUGCUCAGGGACCCCCUAAU
This is a messenger RNA of Saimiri boliviensis boliviensis (Bolivian squirrel monkey), 1861 nucleotides long. It is a transcript of the gene ACCSL, whose product is annotated as 1-aminocyclopropane-1-carboxylate synthase homolog (inactive) like. The record is from RefSeq and is a predicted model, not a curated record. Gene Ontology annotation, molecular function: transaminase activity; pyridoxal phosphate binding. Gene Ontology annotation, biological process: biosynthetic process; amino acid metabolic process. Lineage: Eukaryota; Metazoa; Chordata; Mammalia; Primates; Cebidae.